Messenger RNA from Penicillium samsonianum, 408 nucleotides. RefSeq lists its product as uncharacterized. The record is from RefSeq and is a predicted model, not a curated record. The transcript has a single exon. Lineage: Eukaryota; Fungi; Ascomycota; Eurotiomycetes; Eurotiales; Aspergillaceae. Bases 1 to 408 code for a protein of 135 amino acids.
AUGGAGAUUCUCGAACAAUCCAAUAAGAAUUCCGAGCGCUGGUUCGAUACAGUGCGAUUCAUUCUCUCUCCUCUGGGAAUCAAGCGAAUCAUCGACCCUUUAAAGUACGCUAGACCUCCAACGACAGACACGAGAUAUAAGAAAUGCCGUUAUUGGUCCAUAAUGGUAGCCGGUUGGCUCUAUACCCAUAUUGACGGUGAAUUGAAGGACCGUUUCAAGGCGUCUCAGGGUGAUAUAGACGAGAUCUUCGCCGAUAACAUUGUCACGGAGCUUAGGCAGAUGAUGGGUGGUGAUCACAAGGCGAAUCAGUUAUGGCUUAAAAUUACCAAUUUAGAUAAGAUAAAGCGGUCGAGCUUCAGCUCAGCCAAAGAAUUCAUCAUUACGUAUCAGAGCCAAAUCGAACCUUGA